GUCAUGUGCCCGAACGCCUUCCGGGCAGCUCCAAACUCCGAGAGACCAAGAACGCAUCUCCCACUCCGAUACUUAAAAACCAUUUCCCCCCACUCCAUAGAUCGAUCGACGCCACCACCUGCAAGGGGAAGGUGGCGCACGAUAAGCUCGUAUGCCUCUCCCGGCGUCUGAAAAGUAAAAAGUGCAAAGUUAAGACUUAAAAAAGAGCAAAAAAGGGUGAGAUGGGUCAGAGACUCAGUUGCAGAGCGAGUUAUGAACAUGGGCUCUUCACUGCUGUUCAAGCUGGAGACUUGGAGAAAAUUCAUUCUUUGUUGGAGAGACACCCAAGUCUCUUGCAUCAGGCCACCGUUUAUGACAGGCACUCUGCACUUCAUGUAGCUGCUGCACACGGUCGGAUCGAGGUGCUUUCUUGGAUUUUGGAUCGAUCUGUUCAUCCCGAUAUCUUGAAUCGUCAUAAACAGACUCCACUUAUGUUGGCCGCAAUGCAUGGGAAGAUCUCCUGCGUGGAAAAGCUGCUUCAAUCAGGGGCCAAUAUUUUAAUGUUUGAUUCUCUUAACGGAAGAACCUGCUUGCACUAUGCCGCGUACUACGGGCAUUCCGACUGCCUGCAAGCUAUUCUUGCUGCUGCCCAGAUGACCCCUGUUGCCGAUUCUUGGGGAUUUGCGCGAUUUGUAAAUGUUAGAGAUGGUAAGGGAGCAACCCCAUUGCACCUAGCAGCUCGGCAGAGACGGUCUGAUUGUGUUCAUAUCUUGUUAGACAGAGGAGCACUUGUCUGUGCUUCAACGGGCGGAUAUGGCUUCCUAGGGAGCAGUCCGCUUCAUUUGGCAGCUCGGGGGGGUUCUUUGGAUUGCGUCCGUGAAUUGCUUGCGUGGGGAGCAGAUCGGCUUCAAAGAGAUUCAUCUGGGAGAAUACCUUAUAUGGUUGCUCUUAAGUAUAAGCACGGGGCAUGUGCUGCCCUGCUGAACCCAUCGUCAGCAGAGCCUCUUGUGUGGCCAUCGCCUUUGAAGUUCAUCAGCGAACUUAAUCCAGAGGCAAAGGUCCUCUUGGAGAGGGCACUUAUAGAAGCAAACGGGGAAAGGGAAAAAAGCAUUUUGAAAGGGAUGGCGUGCUCACUUCCAUCGCCUUCAUAUUCUGAUGUCAGUGUCGAUGACAAUAUGUCUGAGGAUAGUGACACGGAACUGUGCUGUAUCUGCUUUGACCAAAUGUGCACAAUUGAGGUCAGAGACUGUGGCCACCAGAUGUGUGCACAUUGCACCUUAGCUCUUUGCUGCCACAACAAGCCCAAUCCCACCACUUCAUCCUUGUCCGCCCCAGUCUGCCCAUUUUGCCGCAGCAGCAUUUCCCAAUUGGUGGUUGCCAGGGUCAAGGUGGAGAGUGACACAGACAAGGAGAUGAGUCCUUCAAAACUAAGGAGGUUGAGGAGGUCCAGAAACUUGAGUGAAGGCAGUAGCAGCUUCAAGGGCUCGUCAGCUGUGGGUUCAUUUGGGAAGGUGGGUGGCCGCAGUUCAGGGAGGGUUGCCACCGAAAGCACUGGUUGGGUCGAUAAACCUUGAUGGGUGGUGGCACAGGCAUUUUGGUACAUAUAAAAUUAUACACUCCAUUGGGCAUUCCAAAGGCAAAGGGGGAUCCAAAAUAAGUAAAAAGGUCUUUCAGGCAUGGUUUGGUAGCUUUGUUUACGUGGAUCUUAAUGUUGUAAAUUGUAAUCCCUGUUGCUUCCUUCUUUGGAUUGAAGAAGCGGUAGUCCUUCUGAAGCCUAUUCCCUGAAUAGAAGAAGAAGAAGAAGAAGAAGAAGAAGAAGAAGAAGAAGAAGAAAAGAUUUUCCUUUUGUUUUCUUUUAGGGAAAUUUAUCACCAUCUGCAGUGGAUGUUACCUUCAAUUUUUCUUUAGUUUGAAAAUAGAAAAGAAUGGGGGGAAUUGGAUGUAAUAUUGUUAUAAUAAGUCGCAGAGUAACGUCUGUAUGGCUGUUGUUUGUCAUGUGAUCAUGUCUUUAAAAUUUGUUGGUUUACCUCUU
Molecule: messenger RNA, 2011 nt
Organism: Nelumbo nucifera (sacred lotus)
Lineage: Eukaryota; Viridiplantae; Streptophyta; Magnoliopsida; Proteales; Nelumbonaceae
Product: putative E3 ubiquitin-protein ligase XBAT31
Molecular function (GO): protein binding
Source: RefSeq, a predicted model, not a curated record